Eruca vesicaria subsp. sativa (arugula) is the source of this 1463-nucleotide messenger RNA. NCBI's taxonomy places the organism in Eukaryota, Viridiplantae, Streptophyta, Magnoliopsida, Brassicales, Brassicaceae. The record is from the annotation of a GenBank genome assembly.
AUGGCGAUCAAGGACGUGGCGGCUAACGACGAUGCAUCUCUUCCUCUAAUGAAUUCUCCGUCUGCAGCUGCUGGAGAUAGAACGUCGGCUAUUCAGACGCUUGGAAACAUUAUUGUAUCUAUCGUUGGAACAGGCGUCCUUGGCUUGCCUUAUGCAUUUCGUGUCGCGGGAUGGUUUGCUGGAUCUCUUGGCGUCAUUAUCGUAGGGUUCGCCACGUAUUACUGCAUGCUUCUCCUCAUUCAAUGCAGAGACAAGCUAGAAUCAGAAGAAGGACAAGAAGACUCCAAAACAUAUGGUGAUUUAGGAUUUAAAUGUAUGGGAACAAAAGGUCGAUACCUGACCGAGUUCCUCAUAUUCACUGCUCAAUGCGGUGGAUCAGUAGCGUAUCUAGUGUUCAUAGGACGUAACAUGUCAUCGAUAUUCAGCUCAUACGGAUUAAACAUGGUCUCUUUCAUCUUGAUUCUCGUUCCAAUCGAAGUUGCAUUGUCUUGGAUCACUUCUUUAUCAGCUCUCUCGCCUUUCAGCAUCUUUGCUGAUAUAUGCAACAUCAUAGCCAUGUGUUUCGUUGUUAAAGAAAACGUGGAGAUGGUGGUUGGUGGAGACUUCUCGUUUAGUGACAGAACAGCUAUUGCCUCUACAGUUGGUGGUUUACCGUUUGCUGGAGGAGUUGCUGUGUUUUGUUUUGAAGGGUUUGCAAUGACGUUGGCUCUUGAAGGGUCUAUGAGGGAGAGGGAAGCUUUCCCUAAGUUGUUAGGGAAAGUGCUUGCUGGGAUUACGUUUGUCUACAUGUUGUUUGGGUUUUGUGGUUAUAUGGCUUAUGGAGAUGAAACUAAGGAUAUCAUCACUCUUAACCUCCCAAAUAAUUGGUCUGCCAUUGCUGUCCAGAUUGGCUUAUGUGUGGGAUUGACGUUUACAUUUCCCAUCAUGGUACAUCCGCUUAACGAGAUCAUAGAGCAGAAACUGAAGAGGAUCAAGUGCCUUCAAAAGCAUCAUCAUCAUCAGUACAGCAACGAGACAGGUUCAGUUUCCAGAUACGUAAUCUUCACCACGAGGACGCUUUUGGUGGUAGGACUCGCAGCAAUCGCGUCGUUAGUCCCUGGCUUUGGUACAUUUGCAUCUCUGGUUGGAAGUACUGUGUGUGCACUCAUUUCAUUUGUGUUACCUGCUUCCUAUCACCUCACGCUGCUCGGUCCAUCGCUAACUCUAUGGAACAAAUCUGUUGAUGUGUUCAUCGUGAUUUGUGGGUUGCUCUUUGCUGUUUAUGGUACUUACAACACCGUCGCUGGAUUGUAAAAAAAAAAGGAAAUCAAGUGAAUCUCUGUAAAACGAACAUAUGCAUCAACCGAAAUGUAUAGCUUGUUUUACAUGAAUCUAUCCACUGUACAACAUAUUUUUGUUAAUUCGCAUGUGCCGUCAAUUUCUAAUUCGCAUGUGCCGUCAAUUUGAUAUGUUGAACUUAUAAC